This is a messenger RNA of Necator americanus (New World hookworm), 1476 nucleotides long. RefSeq lists its product as uncharacterized. Gene Ontology annotation, biological process: peptidyl-serine phosphorylation; signal transduction. NCBI's taxonomy places the organism in Eukaryota, Metazoa, Nematoda, Chromadorea, Rhabditida, Ancylostomatidae. Gene Ontology annotation, cellular component: nucleus; cytoplasm. Bases 1 to 1476 code for a protein of 491 amino acids. The transcript is spliced from 14 exons. Gene Ontology annotation, molecular function: ATP binding; protein serine/threonine kinase activity. The record is from RefSeq and is a predicted model, not a curated record.
AUGAAGAACCCUGGAUCGAAUAGAUCGAAAUCACCUGCACGCAAAGAAAAGCCAAAGAAAACUCCACAGAAAACUCCAAAAAAAUCCAAGAAUGAUGUGAAGAAUAAGAAAUCAGGAGCGAGUAAGAAAAGAACGGAAGAAAAGAAAAGGAAGAAAAAAGUAUCCGCAAUCCAAGAAAUGUCAGAAAAUAAAUGUGUAACAGAAGAGGAAGAUUCAUCGUCUAACGAUAAUGAGUGUGAGGAAAACGUUACCGCUAGCGAACCGCCGCCCCCAAUUCCACAAGCACUCCGAGUUCCUAGCAAGAAGAUUUUGCCUGGUGCAACAGUAGCAUCAAUAGCAGUACCUUCAUGGUACACACAACGGAUUCUUGAAGAGGAAAGACCAGAUCUGACAGGAAAAGGGGGAAAGUUCGAAAUGGAGGCUACGGAACUUGACCUACUUGACAGAUAUGUUCGUGAGCGUGCUGAGCUCCAAAUGGAAGAUCUUAUUGUAACUAAUGAUAACUAUGACGAAGACGACCGACGCUUUAUACGCUACGAAAUACAACUGAAGUAUAAUGAGGGACGUUUUUCUGCCGUCUACAUUGUUUCGAAGCAAAUCUGCCAUAACAAUAACGUGGCGGAUGCUAAUGCACUUUAUGCACUUAAGACUGGUGUUCGAAAUGGGAGUUCCACAUUUAACAUAAAAAUGAAGAGGGAACUACGAGUACUUACACAGUUGACGAAGGCUAAAGCAUCUUGGGCACCUAUCCUAGUAGACAGCGGAGCGGUUUGCGAUAUGCCAUUUAUCGUGAUGAGUCUUCUCGACAUGAAUAUUGAGAAACUCCGAGAGAUGAUUGGAGGGAAAUUCCGUCAAUCUUCCACAUUUUAUAUCGCAGGAGAAGUGUUGAAUGCGUUACAGCAAUUACACCGUAUGGGCUUCGUUCAUAGAGACGUUAAGCCCACUAACAUUUGUGUUGGAGUUGGAGGGUUGUCUUCUCGAGUUUAUCUCAUCGACUAUGGUGAGACUGUUCGAAUCGGAAAGAAAAUUAGGUAUGGAACACCAGACGGUUACACGUUACCAUUCUGGAGCAUCAAUUGUCAUCGAAGAAAAGCAGCGACUGAGAAAAGUGAUCUAGAAAGCUGGUUCUAUACGAUAGCCGAUUUGUUUACUCCUCCUAUCAUGACGUGGCGGAAUGAAUUGAGUGAACCAGACCUGAUGAAGGCAAAGGAGGAUUUCUGGGCAGAUAUUCAAGCAAACAUGGCUCAAGCUCCACCAGUACUACUCGCUGUAGCUGAAUGUGUACAAGCAAAAAAAAUUGACUAUGCAAGACUUAAGCAAUUUAUCAGGGCUGGCCUAGAACAAUGUGUCAAUUUAAAGAAGUUCACCCCCGAAUGGGUCAAAGGUGCAAGCGUUGACACUGCGCUUGCAACUUCAGUAAAAAAACGGAACAAAAAUGCUCAGAGAUCUGCGACUCCGGUUGCAGGGACUAACUAA